UGAGUAGUAGUAGUAUGGUAUCUUCCUUCCUUCCUUCUUAUGGUUGGGUUUCUGGUCCCCAACCUGUUCAUUCUGCUUUAGAUUUAUAUCAAUAUCAAACCUUCACCAUUCAUCAUGUACAGCCACCCACUGUGUAGAAAAUUGUUCCAUUUUAAUAUUGCUCCAUACAUUGCUGUUACAAUAAAUGAAUACCAAUUUUUUUUUAAAAAGGUACAGAAAUCGAGAGAAAUGAACAAUUUUUCUAGCCAAACUAGUCAUGGGAACCCGAGAGAUACUCACCAACUCUGUAUUCUGAAGAGCUCAGACUUCCCUGUUAUGUCUCCUUAGAAUAAAAGGUUUAAGAAUUAAGAAUACCUUCUCAUUCAAACACCAUCCCCAUUCACACUUCUCUGUUUUCUCCUUCAUUGUCCAAUCUCCAUGUGGAUCUGCUUACAUAAGAUCUAAUCAGGAAAACUACCCAGUUGUUAUAAAAUCUGCAUUUUUUCGAUUAGUGUAUCCAUUUCUCAUGGAUCUUGUGAACCAUGAAUCACAACCCAUUUCACCAAUCACGAGUCCAAGAAACACAGUCUUUGGUACUCGUGUGCAUUCUUCUUCGGAUGCGAAUUUCCCAAUCAUAGCGAUUGCCAUUAUAGGAAUUCUUGCCACAGGUUUCUUGCUAGUGAGUUACUACAUCUUUGUCAUCAAAUGCUGUCUCAAUUGGCACCGCAUCGAUCUUCUAAGGCGAUUCUCUCUGUCGCGAAAUCGAAGAAAUGAACAGGCUUUAAUGGUCUAUUCUCCGGUAAUAGAGACUCGUGGGCUCGACGAAUCUGUUAUUAGAACAAUCCCAGUAUUUCAAUACAAGAACAAGGGAGAGAACAGAGACUUCUGUGAAUGUGCUGUCUGUCUGAACGAGUUUCAAGAAGAUGAGAAGCUAAGGAUUAUACCAAAUUGCAGUCAUGUUUUUCACAUUGAUUGUAUUGAUGUUUGGCUUCAAAACAAUGCGAAUUGCCCUCUCUGUAGAACAAGCAUUUCGAGCACGGCGAGAUUUCAGUUGGAUCAAAUCACAGCUCCAAGCUCUUCCCCUGAAGAUUCUAGUCCUUACAGUGGUAGUCUGGUUGGAGGAGAUGAAGAGUAUGUUGUGAUUGAAUUGGGUAAUCGCGUACAAGAAAGGAUGAACUCAGGGGAUUUGUCAGCGCGUUCGAUCAGUUCUUCAUCCAGGAAGACAGAACAGAGAGUUCUGCCUAAAAAGCCAACAAAGCUUCAUAAGAAGGUUACAAGCAUGGGAGAUGAAUGUAUUGACAUUAGAAACAAAGAUGACAAUUUUGCAAUACAACCCAUUAGAAGAUCAUUUUCCAUGGAUUCAUCGGCAGAUCGACAGCUCUGUUUGUUAAUUCAAGAGAUUGCGAGACAGAGCAGGCAAGUUAGUGAGGUAACAAGUCCUGUUGCAGGUUGUAGCAGUAGAGCUAGAACUACUUGUUUUUCAUUUAGUCAUGGUAGAGGAUCCAGAAAUGCAGUUCUGCCUGUCCAUUUGGAGCCAUAAAUUACCUUCUUAGCUUCUCUUUUUUUUUCUUUUUUUUUCUUUUCCUUUCUUUUGAGAUACAGAGAUUUCAAAUGUGUUUAGGAGGAUAUAAUGGCAUCUGUGACAUAAAGAGAGACAUUCAUUUGAGAUUAUUUUUAACGUUGUAAUGGCAUAAUGUUAAACUUGUGGUCCAUUGUAUUAUAUGACUUAAGAACCAUGAUUGUGAACAAUAGGAUUACAGAAGUCAGUUUUUAUUGCUUC
Molecule: messenger RNA, 1759 nt
Organism: Tripterygium wilfordii
Lineage: Eukaryota; Viridiplantae; Streptophyta; Magnoliopsida; Celastrales; Celastraceae
Product: RING-H2 finger protein ATL16-like
Exons: 1
Coding region: 506-1519 (337 amino acids)
Biological process (GO): protein ubiquitination
Molecular function (GO): transferase activity
Source: RefSeq, a predicted model, not a curated record